Musa acuminata subsp. malaccensis (wild Malaysian banana) is the source of this 1159-nucleotide messenger RNA. NCBI's taxonomy places the organism in Eukaryota, Viridiplantae, Streptophyta, Magnoliopsida, Zingiberales, Musaceae. The record is from RefSeq and is a predicted model, not a curated record.
UGGGUUGUAAUAAUUGAUCUCUUAUCUAGUUUUAUGGUCUAUGACAGAUAUUGUUCUUGAUGUUGCAGCUCAUUCAAAGAGGGCAAAGCAUAUAAUUAUAGUAUUUUCUAGCUUUGGAGGGUUUCUCUUAUGUCUGUGUGUAUUCCUCUUGAUCUACUAUAAGAAGUCUCAUGAAGGAAAUGUGCAGAGUGCUGAAGCCUUACUAAACAUGCAUGGCUCCCUAUCCCCAAAGAGGUACAAGUAUUCUGAGAUAAAGAGGAUGACCAGAUCCUUCAGCCACAAGCUUGGACAUGGUGGCUAUGGCACUGUGUACAAGGGCACUCUCCAAGAUGGCCGCUCAGUGGCUGUGAAGCUCCUAACUGCAUCCAAAGGAAACGGAGAGGAGUUCAUCAAUGAGGUCGUCAGCAUCAGUAGAACAUCCCAUGUUAACAUCGUCAGUCUUCUGGGUUUCUGCUUGGAGGGAUCAAAGAGGGCUCUUGUCUACGAAUUCAUGCCAAAUGGAUCCCUAGAGAAGUUUAUCUACGCCGAGGACUCCGAAACAAGAACACCAAUUGGGUUGGAGAAGCUGUACGAGAUCUCGGUGGGCAUUGCACGAGGCCUGGAAUACCUGCACCGCGGAUGCAACACUCGUAUCGUUCACUUCGACAUCAAGCCUCACAACAUCCUCCUGGACCAAGACUUCUGCCCAAAGAUCUCAGAUUUCGGACUGGCAAAGCUGGGAUCUCCCAAAGAAAGCAUCCUCUCGAUGGCAGCUCCUCGUGGCACUGUGGGAUACAUCGCCCCGGAGGUGUUCUCCAGGAACUUCGGAGCUGUGUCCAGUAAGGCUGAUGUCUACAGCUAUGGGAUGAUGGUGCUGGAAAUGGUGGGGGGAAGGAAGAGCAUAGAUGCAGCAGUCGAGAGCACCAGCGAGAUCUACUUUCCUCAUUGGAUCUACGAUCGUCUUGACGGGAAGAAUGAGAUCGACAUAUCAGGUUUGAACAGUGAGAAUGAGGAGACUGUGAGGAAGAUGAUAAUUGUUGGUCUGUGGUGCAUACAGAUGAUGCCUGGGAAUCGACCGUCGAUGAGUGAGAUAGUGGAUAUGUUGGAAGGAAGCAUCAAAGACUUGCAGAUGCCACCGCGGCCAUAACAAGUUUCAGAUCAACUGUGUCUUGCCACCAAA